AUGAUAGCUCGCAGAUUGAGAAUGUGUGUUGCGCGACAGCAAGAAGAUGUGGCCAGAAACAGAAGAGAGUUGAUAUUUUUCUUACAGUAUGCCGCCACAACGUUUUGUCUAAUUAUUGUCAUACUUAUUUGCCAAGUGAUGCUUCCAAGAGCGACAACGGAUUAUCAGCGUUUCUUGUGGCACACAUUACCUUAUGCAUUCGGAUAUGCAAGUACAGGAACGACACCGAACAUUCUAUCGACACGCUCUAAGAAAAUGUCCUACCUUAGAAUGGAGAGGCCGCUAUUCAUUAGCCGUGAAAGGCAAGGGCAGGCCGAUAUAGGUUGGGAAAUGAAAACUACGUUAGAGUGCGAGGAAGGCAGUGACCGGGUGAUCCUGGCCACGUUCAAUGCAGAAAUCCGACGGCAUCUUCCCUUCAUGUCAAGAUAUGGUAAAACUUCGAUGGUCAAUGUGCACACGCAGCCGACUGAAACUAGAAAUUGA
This is a messenger RNA of Ostertagia ostertagi, 483 nucleotides long. The record is from the annotation of a GenBank genome assembly. Lineage: Eukaryota; Metazoa; Nematoda; Chromadorea; Rhabditida; Trichostrongylidae.